AUGGCUGAGGAUCAUAUGAAUCUAUCAAUAAACGGCCAGUCUCAAGUUCCUCCGGGCUUUCGGUUCCAUCCGACUGAGGAGGAGCUUCUCCAUUACUAUCUGAGGAAGAAAGUGGCCUUUGAGAGGAUUGAUCUUGAUGUGAUUCGAGAAGUUGAUCUCAAUAAGCUUGAGCCAUGGGAUAUUCAAGAGAAGUGCAAGAUAGGUUCCACCCCACAAAACGAUUGGUACUUUUUCAGUCACAAAGACAAGAAGUACCCGACCGGAACUCGAACCAAUCGGGCAACGGCUGCCGGGUUUUGGAAGGCCACAGGGCGGGACAAGAUCAUCUACAGCGGCUUUAGAAGAAUUGGGUUGAGAAAGACGCUUGUGUUUUACAAGGGAAGAGCUCCUCAUGGGCAAAAGUCGGAUUGGAUCAUGCAUGAAUAUAGGCUUGAUGAAAGCAACACCCAUGACAACACCGUUUGUAAUUCAAUGGCCGAGUCAAUGGCCGAAGAUGGGUGGGUGGUAUGCCGAGUAUUCAAGAAGAAGAAUUAUCAGAAAGCCUUAGAGAGCCCUAAAGCCUCCUUCUCCAUGGAAUCAUCAAGCAACCAAAUACACAGUUCCAGAAACGAUGGGGUGCUUGAUCAGAUACUCAUGUACAUGGGAAGGACUUGCAAGCUCGAAAACCAUGACCAAUCCUUGAAUAACUUAUCAGAAAGAUUUAUGCAUCUCCCAAGGCUCGAGAGCCCAACCCUUCCAACUUUUGAUCAGGACCGUAGCUUCAAAGCUUGCUACCAGGCCAUUGAUGAGAUGCUCAUAGACACUCCUUCAACAAACCAACCAAGUAAUGGUUGUGACAAUAAUGACCCAGUUGAAGAUCAUGAUGAGUACCCCAAAACCAGGCUAAAUGACUGGGCUACCCUUGACCGCCUUGUGGCAUCUCAGCUGGGUCAACUCAACGGCCAAGAUCAAGAGACAUCAAAGCACAACCUGUCAUGCUUUGGUGAUCCAAACAUGGCCUUUUGUUCUUCUCCUCCACAUGAUCAUGAUCAUGACCAUGACGUACAACUAUCAUAUCCAUACCUACGUACAAGUAGAUCCCAUCACCAAUCUGAAGUCUACAGCAACGAGAAUGAUCUUUGGAACUUCACCAAAUCGCCUUCAUCGCCGUCGUCGUCAGACCCACUGUGCCACUUGUCGGUAUAA
Molecule: messenger RNA, 1185 nt
Organism: Prunus armeniaca (apricot)
Lineage: Eukaryota; Viridiplantae; Streptophyta; Magnoliopsida; Rosales; Rosaceae
Source: the annotation of a GenBank genome assembly